Messenger RNA from Linum trigynum, 3983 nucleotides. The record is from the annotation of a GenBank genome assembly. Lineage: Eukaryota; Viridiplantae; Streptophyta; Magnoliopsida; Malpighiales; Linaceae.
CUACAUGAAUUUCAAACUUUACCAAAUGGAUGUAAAAAGUGAAUUGUUAAACGGUGAGAUCAAGGAGGAUGUGUACGUUGAGCAACCUCCUGGAUUCAUCGACUUUGAAUUCCCUAACCAUGUUUUUAAGUUGUCCAAAGCACUUUAUGGUCUUAAACAAGCUCCUAGAGCUUGGUAUGAAAAAUUGACUCUUUUCUACUCUCUCAAUGCUUCUGUCAGGGUGGGGUCGACAAAACUCUCUUUAUUAAACGAAAAAAUAAUCACUCCUUGAUUGUGCAAGUUUAUGUAGAUGAUAGUCUUUGGAAGCACAGACCCUGGCAUGUGUGAUGAGUUCUGUUCCUCCAUGAAAAAUCAAUUUGAAAUGAGUUUGAUGGGAGAAUUGACAUUUUUCUUAGGCCUGCAAAUUCAUCAAACUGCUUCUGGGAUCUUCAUUCAUCAAACCAAAUACCUACAAUCUAUGCUGUCCAAAUUCGAUUUAAUGAGUAUUAGCUCUUGCAAGACCCCCAUUGCUUCAAAUACUCAUCUAGAUUAUGAUCUAGAUGGGCAACCAGUUUGUGAACAAAAAUUUAGAGGAAUGAUAGGGUCUUUACUGUAUUUAACUGCUAGUAGACCAGACAUUCAGUUCAGUGUCUGUCUUUGCGCCAGAUUUCAAAAUCAUCCUAAGGAAAGUCACAUGAUAGCUGUCAAAAGAAUUUUUAGAUAUUUAAAGGGUUCACAUGAUCUUGGUCUGUGGUAUCCUAAAUCUGAAUCUCCGACUCUAAUAGGAUAUUCUGACUCCGAUUUUGCUGGCAGCAUUACUGUUAGGAAAAAUACUAGUGGUACAUGUCAAUUUUUUGGUCGUUCCCUUGUGUCUUGGUCGAGUAAAAAACAAGGAUAUGUGGCCUUGUCAACAGCAGAAGCAGAAUAUGUUGUUGCGGGAAGUUGUUGCACACAGAUUUUCUGGUUAAAUCACAACUUUCAUACUAUGGUCUCAAUUUUAAUAAAAUUCCUAUUCUCUGUGACAACACUAGAGCAAUCUUUAUGUCGAAAAAACCCUGUCCACCACAGUAGAACCAAGCAUAUUGAAGUGAAACACCAUUUUAUCAGAGAUAUAAUUCAGGCUGGUCAUGUAGAAUUAAAUUUCAUUUCUACUGAAUUUCAACUUGCGGACAUCUUCACAAAGGCUCUUUCUUCUUAUCGAUUCAUACGACUAUGUGAUGAACUUGGAUUGCAGUCACUUCACUCCAUUCAGAAUGUCCAUUAAACCAGGUUCCGCACUUCCUUACUCGUACUUUACUUGUAAAUCAAUAAUUACUGCAUUUAUGUUUGUCGUGCCUUUCUAGAAAUUGGUUGUUCAAUGAAUGUGUUGUUUGAGUUUCCCAUGUUUUCUUUUUGAUAGUUCCAAAAACUCUAAAUACUGCUCUUAGUAUUUUGGUUCAUGUUUAAGUAUAUAUAUUCCAUCUUCCCUGUCUCCUCUUCGUCCCUCAUGCUCUAAACCUCAAAUCCUGUCCCUCAAUAUGACUGAGCUUUUCACCUCAUCCAACAUUCCUGGUGCCAUUGUCACCUAUGUUGGGAGAACAUUCAAUGAGCCUAUUGACUUCAACCUGCAUCGAUUCAAGGAUUUUUUAUGCCUCUCGCAGACUUGUUGAUCCCAUUACCCUUGAUCUCUUUGAAUUCAAAGCCUCUGGGAUUGACAUUACCCCUUUCAUCCAAAACCUGGGAUGGAAUUUCUUCUUCACUACCCACCUCUUGCUGCCUGUCCUCUUCCUGUACGAGCAUUCUAUGCAAAUUUGGACGGUCGGGGCAUUACCACAAGGAAACUCACUACACUGGUGAAUGGUUAUUUUAUUUCCCUUACCUCUGAAGCCAGUGGUGUACUUCUGAACCUUCCUACUGGAGGUCCCCUUCCUCUUGCUCAUGAGGAUGAAUUCCUAUUCUAUGAUUUUGAUAAUGUGAUUGAGUACUCUCGCAUCACUCAACGUCGAGUUGGGGCUAAUGAAGUUAUCACCUCUGUCGAUCUGAACCCUUCCCUGCGUACACUCCACUACUUCAUUACCCACUUUUUCUUACCCCGCACCACUGGCCUUCAUAUUGUCACUAAAAUCGACCUUUGGAUCCUCUCAAAUGCUCUCACUGACCGUCAAAUUGACUAUUCCCAGCUGCUUUUUGGAUCCAUUGUUCGAAGCGCUGAUACUCACAUUGGUGGUCCACUUCCUUAUGGUGGAUUCAUCACCCUUCUCAUUUUCAAUCUUGGCAUUUGCUUGGAUGGAUACUCCUCUGUGGAGACCUCUGUGUAUGUCUCUGCUCUCUCAGUUCUGAACUUCAUAGGUGUUGAUCCUGAGUCUUCGAAAGGGGGAGACACCUGUGAUCCAGCAGUUGUUGUGCAUUUCAAGCGCAAAUCCAAAUCCAUAUCAAAAUCCCCGCUUCUUGGGGAUUCAUCCUCAUCUGUUCGCAAAAACCUGAUCAUUUUGUUUGAAGAAGAAGAAGUUGAACUGGAACAUGUAACAGUGUCUGAAAAGGAUAUCAGAUUCUUUGCUAAAGAUCUUGAGAAGGACAUGAUGGAAGGCAUGGUUGGAACUCAGGGGGAGCCAAAGGAAAAGGACAUGAUGGAAGGAUUAGCUGGAACUCAGGGGGAGCCAAAUGAAAACUGUUCGCUGGAAGACAAACUGUGAAGAAGGAAUCAUAAGAAUAAUAAGGAGAAUCUGAACCUGUGUUUUAUUGUGUCUUUGUGGUGUUGAUGUGUUCGUCUGUCUUGUUUGAAAGACCAUAAUGGUCUAUCAUUUGUGUCCUAUCUUUAAAGACCACAAUGGUCUAAAUAAAUUACUCAUUCUUGUUGCUUCUGGAAGUCAUCGUGUCCAGUGCAAUAUAUCUCGAUAUUCAUGUGCAAGUUAAGAAAUAAAUGUCUACUUUGUACAUACUGGUAUGUCUGAGGAACUCUAUGCUUUGAUGUUACUUUGACUGUUGGCAGGAAUAAAGGCUUGAACGCAAGGGGAUAUUGUUGGGAUUAUGAUGUAGCGCGAGGGAGUAUGAUGAUAGGACGACGAACUUAUGAAAUUUUCGAAGUCAGUCGCUCAACAAAAGACACUGAGCACAUAACUAGGUGGGGGCUGUAUAGGUGUCAAUCGGGCGGGUUCGGGCUGGGUUCAAUCGAGUUGCAAGUUAGUCGGGUUUCGGGUCCAUCGGGUUGCAGGUUCGUCGGGUUUGAGUUCAAAUGGAUUGCGGGUUAGUCGGGUUGCGGGUUCAUCGGAUUCGGGUUCAAUCGGGUUGCGGACGAAUCAAUUACGGGUUGUUCAGGUCAGCGCAUCGAGUAACUUACCCCUUACUCAUUACCAACUUACACAUUUUAUUACACUAAUUUAAAAUAUUGUUCUCAAUUUUUAACCAAUUUUUCCCUACCUCGUAUAUAUACUUGAUUUAUAAAAAAACUAGUAAAAUUGUUGAAUCAAUUUGUACGACUUGCAAACUUGUUAUGUAAUUAAUCGUAAUUGGCAAAAUCCACUAGCUAAUAGUAAUAGUGAUAUAAAUAUUUGCAACCUAAAGACACCAUUAAUUGUUUUUUUUUUUAUAAUGGUGAGAGAGAUACUAUUAAAAAGGAAAAUAAAACCCAGCAAAGUUCAAGCUGCACAAGAGGUGCAGCCAACACCCAGAAAAUAAAACCGAAAGCUGGAAAGACAGAAUAUAGAAAAGAGAAAAGAAAAAGAACGAAAGAAUGAAACCCAACAGAACGCUUCGCCCAACAUCGCCAGAAGCCAAGAAAACAACCCACCCCCCGUCUAGGCUGACCAAGCAGCCCCUGACCUGAAUCUCAACAAACCAGCAGCCAAUGGAGAAAGCAGCAGCAACCAUUAUUCCCUUCAAGCCCCAGCAAACAUCAAUAGUAGCAAAUCCCAACAAACUAGCAGCCAAUGGAGAAAGCAGCAACAACCAUUAUUCAGUAGUAAACAGAUUAAAGUAUCUCGUUUAGUAUAAUCAUGCAAACCUGGUAUUAAAGAUUAAAUGAGUUA